CUCCAAUCGGGGAAUUUCAACCUCCCACCCCAAAUACUCGGCCGUUGAUAUCAUGCCGAUCGCUACUUACCACUAUCAGAAAGGAAGACUGAUUGGUCGAUCCCAGACGUUGCAUGGUCGGAUUGACGUAUGUUUCCGAUGACGUUGGGUGGGUUUCAACCCGUGUGGUCACGACCAUGAUCCAUGGGGUGGAAUUUGGUUGGGUUAACAGGUACUGGUUCUACAAGCUAGAAUUUAUUUAUCCUACCUACAGUUUACAAUGCAUCUAUCUAGUUGUUGUAUGUUUCUAGCGUUGACGUCUUUGAGUUAGUUGAUGUUAAGCUGCUAGUAUGACUUAGGGCAUAACCAUAACGUCGUGGGUCUGAAUGACAGGCUCGGUAGAGUCAAGUCGAAGCUGUUGAAAG
Aspergillus alliaceus is the source of this 404-nucleotide messenger RNA. RefSeq lists its product as uncharacterized. The record is from RefSeq and is a predicted model, not a curated record. Lineage: Eukaryota; Fungi; Ascomycota; Eurotiomycetes; Eurotiales; Aspergillaceae. The coding region runs from base 114 to 290 and encodes 58 amino acids. The transcript has a single exon.